Gadus morhua (Atlantic cod) is the source of this 4447-nucleotide messenger RNA. It is a transcript of the gene ttc34, whose product is annotated as tetratricopeptide repeat domain 34. The record is from RefSeq and is a predicted model, not a curated record. The transcript has 8 exons. Gene Ontology annotation, molecular function: protein binding. Bases 812 to 4354 code for a protein of 1180 amino acids. NCBI's taxonomy places the organism in Eukaryota, Metazoa, Chordata, Actinopteri, Gadiformes, Gadidae.
CCACUUGCUUGCGAUCCCUAGUUUUUAUUCAUGAGCUCCAUCGGCGUGAUCUCAUCACGACUUGCAAAUUUGAAGACAAGGAGUCCACACACUGUCCUCAUUGGUAAUCCUGCUUUUAGUCUAAGCCUCGGGAUUGAGAUCUAAAACGAUUAAAAACUUCGAGAUUCGAAGAGCGAUCAUUUACCACAAAAAAAUAGUUUCGAUUCACACACUUUAAAGGACCUCUUAUCUAGUCGAGCGUAUGUUAUAUUAUGUUUUGGUUAGGAGCGUCGACCGUUUCCACUGGCAACAGGACUCCUGCUCUGGACCAGACCCUCAACUCUGACAACUCUGGAUGCGGGGCUUCCCACUUUUUGGAAAAAGUUUAAUCGAAUAAAUAGCGAUUUGACUAGUUAGGGACUACAAGUUACGCAACCGCGAACAAUUAUCUAUGGAAUCAAGUGUGCUUAUUGUGAAUGUGGCGGUGUUGUGGUCGCGGUUGCUGUGUAGCGGGGCUAUUGAGUUACACUGAUGGGGCUACGGUUUUGAGUUGCUGUUAUGUCGCGUAUGGCAUUCACUAUCCGAUGUUGGGCUGCUGUAACCAGCAAGAACCGUGUUAAACAUCAUUUGAUGUGAGGUAUGAGCGCAAUUAGAUGAUGGUCGAUGUAUGCUUUAAGUGCAUGAAUCGCACCGCCAAGACGCACACCCGAAACAAGCAGUGGUCAACGACAAUGGAUCCCCGAUGGUAGCCUCACUCUAAAGAUUUGGAGAGGGAGAGAAAAAAAAAGAGAGAGAGAGACAUUGACCACGUGAGGGGGCUCACUGCUCCAUCAUGGCCGCGGUGGUUCCUCCUAGAAACGGGGUGUCUGCGCUGUGCAGGGACGGGGACCAGCUCCUCGGGUCGGGCCGUGUGGCCGAGGCCACCAUCCGCUACACCUCCGCCUUCAAGACCCACGCCUCCUCCACCGUGGCCCACAUGCGGACCCUGGAGAAACCGGGCUUGGCGGCGGUGGUCUCCACCCUGGAGGGCUGGCUGGACGGCCGGGGAGACCCCCCUCCCGACGGGAGCGGGUCCCCGGCCGGUAAGGGUCUGGCGGCCGUGUUCCUGUCCACGCUCAGCCCCAACAACCUGUCCGCCACCAUCUUCAAGAUGGAGUCCCUCCUCCAGAGCGGGGGUCACGGCUGCGACGAGAUCUACGCCCGCUGCACCGCCCUGCUCGCGGGCCGGCGGAGCCCCCGUCCGGAGGGCAGUGCCCGGGCGCUGCUGGGGCUGACCCGCGCCCUGGCCUCCCUCUGCUCUGACCCGCAGGACGCCCGCUGGCUCCGCCUCUACCUCCAGGCCCACGGGGAGGACCCGUCAGAGGCGGUGGCGCUGGUCAGGCGGCGCCAGGCCCACCACCUCCCCAGGAUCGUGGAGGCCUUCGGCGGCGUUCUCUCACGGCGGUACGCGUCCUCCGUCGGGCCUGACGGAGACGGGUCUACGCCGGGGGCCGUCGAGGACCACGACGGUGACCUGGACGCAGCCGACCUGUCCAAGUUCCUCCACUUCCUGCUGGCGGUUACCCCCGGCGACAGAGGGGUGCUGGAGCAGCAGGCCUCCCAUCUGUUGUUCACGGGUCUGUACACCGAGAGCGCCGAGGCGUACUCCGCCCUCUUGGACGGCGCGCCCGCGGAGCCAAAGGAUGCGGGUUCGAACCCCGAGGGGAGCGAGCCGGGACCCGACGCCGAGACGCAGGCCAGGCUCUUCACGGGUCGGGCGGCGGCCCGCUUCUCGGCGGGGGGCCGGGCGGCGGAGGCGUGCGGCGACCUGGGCGCGGCCUUCGAGCUCCACCCGGCCUCCGCCCGCCGACACUUCCGCAAGUCCUUCGCCGGGGGGGGCGGCGCCGGCCUGGCCGCCCGCCAGCACCUCCGCCAGCAGGCGGACCGGGGGCUGCUGGCCUACCGGGAGAGGGUCCUGCUCCGGGCGGACCUGCGCUCUGACGAGGGGGCUGACCUGCUGGACCCCGCCGUCACCCACCUCCGGACCCUGUGCCGGCUGGAGCCCGGCGGCGGCGAGCGGGAGCUGCGCGUGCGCCUGGCCGAGUGCCUCCUGCUCCGGGGGGAGCACCGGGAGGCGCUGUCCAUCUGCAGCCAGCUGGCGGCCCCGGCCCCCGGCGCCCCCCACAGCUACCACAACACGGUGCGCGUGCUGCGCGGCUACGCCAGGGUGCUGGCGGACGACCACCAGGGGGCGGCGGAGGACUUCCAGGCGGUGAUCGAGCACGGCGCCCCGCACCCGUGCAGCUGCGUGCGGGCGCUGUGCGGCCGGGGGCUGCUGCGCAUGGGGGCGGGCCGGCGAUACCUGGCGGCGCUGGACUACGUGACGGCCAGCCGGCUGCAGCCCCAGGAGGCGGGGCUGACGCUGCGCUGCCUGGUGCCCUGGAACAGCCGGGGGCUGCUGCUGGCGCUGCUGCUGGAGCAGGGGAGGGUGAUGCUGGAGGGCCGGGGGGGCGGCGGGGGGCCCCGGGGGGGCGGGGGCAGCGUGCCCCGGGGGGAGAGCCUGCAGCCCGGCAAGCUCCUGAAGGAGGGGGAGCCCCCACCACUCAUACGGGCCCCCACCAAGAGAGACGAGCACAGAGAAGGCACCCCGGGCGGCGUCCACUGUCUGGCUGUGCUGCUGAUGGAGCUGCAGCCCGGGGCGGACGGGCCCCAGAUCCUGGCGGCGGACGCCCUGUACCAGCUGGGCCGCGCGGAGGAGGCCCACCGGCUGCUGCUGGCCCUGGGGACGGCGGCGGGCCCCAGGGGCCCGGUCCUGGCCCGCCUGGCCCUGCUGCAGCUGAACAGGGGCUUCAUGUACGACGCCAACCAGCUGCUGAAGAAGCUGAUCCAGUGUGGGGACACCAGCUGCCUGCGGCCCCUGCUGGCGCUGGCACGCCCCAAAGACAAGGAGCUGCUGCAGGCCCACUGCCACACCGCCUCCCAGCGCGUCUUGGUGGGGACCACUACCUCCACCGCCACCAAUACAUCCACCUCCACCUCCACCAACCCUAACCCCGACACCAACACCAACCCCAACACCGUGAAGGAGGAGGGGGUUCUCCGUGAGGCCGUCGCCUAUCUCUCCAUCGCCAUCAUGGCCUCCGGGGGGGCGGCGGCCGACUCUCUGCUGGAGAGAGCCCGCUGUUACGCUCUGCUGGGCCAGCGAAAGACGGCCAUCUACGACUUCAGCGCCAUCCUCAAGGAGCGCCCGGACCACGUGCACGCCCUCUGUGGGCGGGGCUUCACCUACCUGACCCUGGACCAGCAAAAGGAGUGCACUGAAGACAUCUUGUCAGCCCUCCGGCUCAACAUCGACACCGUCACCAAAGACAUCCUGUCGCUGAAGGACAAGGCCCGGACACUGGUCUGUGAUUGGUUGGAGCAGUACUGCCGGACCAAUCAGCUGCAGAGCUUGGUCGCCAAGGCGGUGCCCUGCCAGGAGGAUCAGCUGAGGGAGGCCUUCUUGAUCAGCGGAGCUCUGCUGAGGGUGGACUGCAGGAACCCCAGGUGGCACCUCCUCUACGUUGAUGCACUCCUAGCCAAAGGUGAGGUGAAGGCGGCGGGAGCUCACCUGAGCCAGGUGUUUGGCCAGGAGCCGCGGGAGGCCGUGGCCCAGGCCCGGCUGGGCGUGGUGGAGGCGUGGCAGCAGGACUACCAGGGCGCGGCCCAGAGGCUCAGCACACUGGCCGAGAAAGACCCCUCCAUCCUGGGCUUCCUGCUCAGCCUGCUCCCCCUCAGCCACAGGAGACGCGUGACGCAGGCUGCUGCUCAGGAGGCCGGCCGUCUGUCCUCCGCUGGCAGCUGGUCCAGCACCCUCCCCCUGCUGACCGUGGCGGUCCAGGCCGCUGCCGCCGCCAGCCCCCGGAGACUCCAGUACCUGCGGCAGCGGGCCGCCUGCCUGGCCCGGCUGGGCCUCCAUGAGCGCGCCGUGGCCGACCUGGACGGCGUGAUCCGUAGCCACGCCGACGGCUCCGGAGCCCCGAAGGCGGCGGCGGCGGUGGCGGAGGAGGGGGAGGGGGAGGGGGAGGAGGAGAGGGGCGCCCGGGCGGAGGACCUCUGCAGGCGGGGCCGCAGCCUCCUGCUGAGCCGCAGAGAGGGCCCCGCGCUGGACGACUUCUCCCGGGCGCUGGCGCUCCACCGGGCCCGGGCGGUGCGGUGCGCCGAGGCCGGCGUGGGCCGGGGCCCGCUGGGGGAGUGCUUCCUGCGGGGGGCGCUGCGGCGCUACGGGGAGCAGCGGCUCGGCGAGGCCUGGAGGCUGGUGGAGGACGGGCUGGUCCUGGACGGGGACAACGCGGGGCUGCGGCGCCUCAGGGCCAGGGUGAAGCGGGAGGCGGGCGGCCCCUGUAACGUCAGCUAGUGGCGGGAGGAGGGGGGGCCCUGUAGCGUCAGCUAGUGGCGGGAGGCGUGCGGCCCCUGUAACGUCAGCUAGUGGCGGGAGGCGGGCGGCCCC